Molecule: messenger RNA, 2529 nt
Organism: Cladophialophora psammophila CBS 110553
Lineage: Eukaryota; Fungi; Ascomycota; Eurotiomycetes; Chaetothyriales; Herpotrichiellaceae
Product: cell division control protein 45
Exons: 1
Coding region: 1-2529 (842 amino acids)
Biological process (GO): double-strand break repair via break-induced replication; DNA replication initiation; mitotic DNA replication preinitiation complex assembly
Cellular component (GO): DNA replication preinitiation complex
Molecular function (GO): chromatin binding; single-stranded DNA binding; DNA replication origin binding
Source: RefSeq, a predicted model, not a curated record
AUGUACCUCCCGCGCCCGUUGAUCUCACACCUCUAUACAAACCUCAUCCGCUCUUACCAUCCGCUCUCUCCUCCCGUCCUGCUUCUGGUUGCUCUCGAACCUGAUUCAUUAUGCGCGUGCCGCAUCAUAACAGCGCUGCUCAAGCGCGACUACAUCCCUCACAAGAUACAGCCGGUCUCGGGAUAUGCAGACCUGUCCAAGGCCGGCGAAGAACUGGUGCGGCCCAUGAAAACUACAGAGGGCGGUAGUGGUGGCCUCGUCAUCUGUCUCGGUGUCGGAGGACUAGUUGACCUAGGGGCUCUUCUAGGUUUAGAGGGCGAAGAGUCGAGUGAGACAAUGUGCGGAGUCGAAGUGUGGGUGCUGGAUGCAAGAAGACCGUACAAUCUGGACAAUGUCUUUGGCGGGCAACCAAUUGAAGCACCUUUGGGCGACAUCAUCAACGAAGCGAGACCACGCGCUCGGGGAGUGGAGAAAGGAUGCAUCCAAAAAUCCUAUAAGUCCGGCAAGGGUGGCAUAAUAGUCUUUGAUGAUGGAGACAUUGCUGGCGACCUAGAAACAGAGAGAAACGCGUACUGUGCGCUGGCAGAAAUGCCUCAGGUCGAUCAAGAUGAAAGCGAUGGUGAUGAUGAAAGGGAAGAAGAGGAAGGAGCUCAAGACAGCUCGUCAUCCAGAAAACGGAAGUCCUGGUCCGAUCGCGAUAAGGAAGGUGAAGACAGCGAAGGAGACGAAGAAAGACCGCGUCAACGACGGAGGAGCAACUCAGGAUCCUCUAUUGGGUCCCCGCGAAGCCGAAGUCCUUCUUCCUCUCAACCAGUGUCACCAGCGUCCAAACCACAGUCACCCAAACCACAGACAGCAAUACAGCUACGCAGACGACUACGAAAGUUACGGGAGGAACAUGAAUCGGUGCUCAGGCAAUACAGCAGUUUAGGUACUUCCUACUCUGAGCCAGUCUCCACUCUGGCGUAUUCUCUGGCGUCAGACCUGGGGCGCGAAGACAAUGACAUCCUGUGGCUUGCUAUCAUUGGCGUCACCUCGCUCGAGUUGUCUGGCCACACAUCGACCGGUCUUGGGACAGAUGUUUCAAGAGAAAUGGCCCUCCCACAUGAGCAGCACAGAGGAUGGCGGACAACGCGGUCUUCCCAAACAUAUGCUCUACUCCGCGACGAGGUCAGACGUCUGAAUCCCCCACCAGCCGAUCAGUCACCUGCAAUAUCACCCGGUACUGGCGGCUCAAGUUCACCCAGCGACACCUCCAUCCGACUGACACCGGAUCCGCGAUUUCUUCUUCUAAGGCAUUGGUCUCUAUAUGACAGCAUGAUGCAUUCCCCUUAUCUUGCCUCUCGAUUGCAUAUCUGGAACGAAUCCGGUGUCAAGCGACUGCACAAACUCCUUGCCAAGAUGGGGGUGUCUUUGACUCAAUGCAAACAGACUUACACACACAUGGACAUGGAUCUCAAGAAAACGCUCCGUGACCGCCUUCUGAAGUAUGCUGGCGUCUAUGGCCUCGACGGCCUUGUCCCUUCUGGGUCAGGGCGAGCAGCGUACGAACAAGAAGGAUGGGGCUUCAUCCGCUCCUGGGGCUGGAAAGCCCAACUCUCGGCCGUCGACGUGGGUGUCAUACUGGGAGCAAUACUUGACGUCGGCAUAAAUAACAUGUCAACUGUCUCGACAAUGUCCUCCUCUUCGACGUCAUAUGCAACUUCCUCACAACAAACAAGCACCUCUGAUGACAUUCCCGAGCGCUCGGAAACACUGCUCCCACGCUUCUUCGCCGCUUAUGAUGCCCUCGCGCCAAACCAUCCCACACAUCUCCUCACGGCCAUCCCGGCAGCGCAGCAUCUUCUGCGCUCAAUCCUUCGCACCGGCUCUUCCUUGCUGAUGAAACACCAGAUCCGCCAUUUACGUGCUUUUCGUAUGGGCGUCGUCAAAGAAGGACCAGAUCUGGCCCUUUUUGCGAACAGUCCCGGAGCGUUAGUAAAGUUAGCGUUGUGGGUCGGUGAAGCGAUUGCGGUGAGUGAGAGAGAUAAAAGUGGCAGAGAACCGCCAACACCAUUGGUUCUUGCAGCAUUGGAUGAGGCGAGAGGGACGUACAUUGUUGUGGGCACCGGUGGAGGAGUUGGUGGCGGAGAGGAUAUCGAAACAAGGAAGGAGAAGGAGGAACGACGGAAAAGGAGAGAGGAACAAAGGGAGAAGAAGAGGAAGAUCAGAGAGGAGAAACGCGCCGCCCGAAAGGCACAAAGGGAAUUAUUGGGCGACGACUCUGAUGCCGAGGAGGAAGACACAGAAUCUGAAUCAGAGCCUGAUUCCGAGUCGGACGACGACCAAGAAGACGAAGCAGAACAAGAGAGGAGACGCAAGCGAGGAUAUGGCCACAAUCGGUUUGGUAUUGCUUUUCAAGAGGUUGUCGGGGAGACGAACGCGCGGGUCAGGAUUGAUUCCUUUGAUCACUGCCUAGUAGAGGUGAAGAAGGAGGAUCUCGCCGGGUUUCUGGAGGGUCUGAGUCUGAAGGCUGUUGUUGGACGUUGA